AUGCGAGAGAUAUCAGUUGUCUUGGGUGCCCAUAAUAAAACAGAAAUAAAUAAUAGUACUCGAUUUAAUGUAAAAAAUAUAACGAUACAUCCUGACUACAAAAUAAAACAAAAACAUAAUGAUAUUGCUAUAUUGGAAAUGGAAGGAUCAGCAGAUUUUAGCACGUUUAAAAUUCGACCAGUUUGCUUGCCCACAUCAAGUAGAGAGAAUCUCACAGAAUUUAGGGCUGGUGGUUUUGGUAAAAAUGGAGAUAUGGAUUCAAGUGAAUUGUCGCAAACAACUUUAAUCACACACGAUAUUACAAAAUGCAAUUUUACGACCUACACGAAAUUGAAUGAAACUCUUCACUUCUGUGCAGGGCCAAAUGGUACAAUUGGCGGAGAUGUUUGUCGUGGCGACUCUGGUGGUCCAACUUUUAGCUUUGAUCCUAAUCAUACGAAUUGCCUUUCUGUGGUCAUGGGCGUCAUUUCAAAGGGAAAUCAAUGUGACGGUGAAUCUGCUUCUAGUCUUCACACCAGAGUUUCAUACUAUCGCAAAUGGAUUGAGCAAAUUGUUUGGCCAAAUGACACCAGUAAAGAAUAAUAUUUAAUUUAACACUUGUAACCAAUUAUAUAACAUAUAAAUACUCUAUGAAUGUAUCUAUGUAAGUUUAUAAAUUUAAAUUUGGAUAUUUUCAAAUGUGUUAUCAAGAAUCGGUA
Messenger RNA from Drosophila albomicans, 698 nucleotides. Its product is annotated as clotting factor B-like. Gene Ontology annotation, biological process: proteolysis. Gene Ontology annotation, molecular function: serine-type endopeptidase activity. The record is from RefSeq and is a predicted model, not a curated record. NCBI's taxonomy places the organism in Eukaryota, Metazoa, Arthropoda, Insecta, Diptera, Drosophilidae.